This is a messenger RNA of Cordyceps militaris CM01, 1293 nucleotides long. RefSeq names its product mitochondrial protein import protein MAS5. Gene Ontology annotation, biological process: response to heat; protein refolding. The coding region runs from base 1 to 1293 and encodes 430 amino acids. The transcript has 4 exons. The record is from RefSeq and is a predicted model, not a curated record. Gene Ontology annotation, molecular function: ATP binding; Hsp70 protein binding. Gene Ontology annotation, cellular component: nucleus; cytoplasm; cytosol. NCBI's taxonomy places the organism in Eukaryota, Fungi, Ascomycota, Sordariomycetes, Hypocreales, Cordycipitaceae.
AUGGUGGCGGAGACUAAAUACUACGAUAUCCUCGGCGUCACUCCGACUGCCACCGACGCCGAACUGAAGAAGGCAUACAAGAUCGGCGCGCUUCAGUUCCACCCGGAUAAGAACGCCAACAAUCCCGAAGCCGAGGAGAAGUUCAAAGUAAUUUCCCACGCUUAUGAAGUCCUUUCCGAUAGCCAGAAACGACACAUCUAUGACCAGUAUGGUGAGGCUGGCCUCGAGGGUGGUGCCGGCGGCGGCGGCGGCAUGGACGCCGAGGAAUUUAUGGCUAGCAUGUUCUCCGGAAAUGGCUUUGCAAGCUUCGGUAAUAUGUUCUCUGGUGGCAUGGGCGCCGGCAUGGGCCGCAACAGAGGCGCCGCCCGUAAGGCUCGCACCAUUGCUCAUACGCAUAUGGUCUCGCUCGAGGACAUAUACCGCGGCAAGAUCUCAAAGCUGGCGCUUCAGCGCUCUAUCAUCUGCUCCAAGUGCGAGGGCCGUGGUUGCAAGGCGGGUGCCGCCAAGCACUGCCCAGGCUGCAAUGGUCAGGGGACCAAAAUAUAUGAGCGCAACUUUGGCGGACGAUUUCAGGUUACCUGCGCUGACUGCAAAGGAGAAGGUGAGAUCAUAAAGGACAGAGAUCGCUGCAAGCAGUGCCAGGGCAAGAAGACUGUUGUUGAUCGCAAGGUUCUGCAUGUCCACGUCGAUAAGGGUGUCCGCAGCGGCACCAGGGUCGAAUUUCGCGGCGACGGUGAUCAGGCGCCCGGCUACCAGGCGGGUGACGUUCUCUUCGAAAUUCAAGAAAAGCCCCAUCCUCGCUUCAGGCGCAUAGACGACCACCUUUUCUACAACUGCAAAAUUGAUCUCGUCACUGCCCUUGCCGGUGGUACUAUCUACGUUGAGCACUUAGACGAUCGUUGGCUGAGCGUCGAUAUCCUCCCGGGCGAGGCCAUUACCACAGGCUCCAUGAGAAUUGUAGCCGGCGAGGGUAUGCCUUCCCACCGCCAUCACGAUCACGGCGACUUGUACAUCAAUUUCGAAGUCACUAUGCCGGAGAAGGACUGGACACAAAACCCCGAGGCUUUUGAGGCCCUUCGCAAAUUCCUUCCUUCACCCGCUGUGCAGAACGUUCCUCCGGCCGAGUCAAUGACCGAGCCAUACGAUCUCGAUGAAGUCGAGCCAGAGAUGCAGGCCGCUAUCCAAGAACACGUCGCGGAACUAAAGAGAGCUGAGCAAGAAAAGUCCAGCAGACAGCAACACGGGUCUGCUGGUGGUGCAACUGCUGAGGGCGUGCAGUGCGCGACGCAGUAA